Molecule: messenger RNA, 348 nt
Organism: Rangifer tarandus platyrhynchus (Svalbard reindeer)
Lineage: Eukaryota; Metazoa; Chordata; Mammalia; Artiodactyla; Cervidae
Source: the annotation of a GenBank genome assembly
AUGCAUGCUUACAGCAUGGUCUAUCCCCACUUUGCUCUUUCUGAGAAAGGAGGAAACACAGUGUGCUUUGACUCCGCUGUGCCCACGGGCAAGUGUGCAUCUCUGCCACAGUGCUCCAGUUUCAGUGGGAUUCCCAGCCCAGGUGUAGGUCUUGGAGCUUUCCCAUUGCUUAGCAGAAAACAGAGCCAAUCCUACCUGCAGCUUGACUUCUUGCUCCACCUGGAUAGCCACUGCCUGCCUCCUUGCCACAUCAGAUCUGGGGAGUGUUGGUUUCUGUGUGGCUUUUGUAGUGAUGUCUUUGCUUUUGUUUUGCUGUUGUCAUUUGUUUUAGUUGCUGACCCUAUGUAG